GUUCAAAGCAAUGGCCCUGCCAAUGGCGUCGGACGCUGUAAACGCAGUCGCGUUCGAUUACGCAGCUCUGCAUUGCUUGUCAAACGUGCAGUGCGCAAUUGUGAGGUCCGUGCCAUUUUUGGUUCACGCCGGCUUGACUGCAGAGUGGUCGUUCCUCGGCCGAUCGGUAAAUGUAGGGAGGCAGCGCGAAUCGAACCUGAGGCAAUGGCACCGCACGCGCGGCACAUUAUCUGCUGCGUGUUGGGAUUGUCAGCGCCCGUGUCUUCCACACGCACAGCUGUCGAGAGGCGUACGCUGCUGUCUGCAUGGUCUGCCGAGGCCGACGGAAUAGCAUCGGACUCAACAGGACCAACCCCGAUCCAGCGCGUGACGAAGCUGCUCGAGGAGAUGAAGGCCGAGCUGAGCAAGGAGGCGCAGGAGGACAGCGACACAUAUGCCAAGCUGAGCUGCUGGUGCGACGGCAACGAGAAGGCCAAGGCGAAGGCCAUAGAUGACGCCGAUGCCACUAUGAAUGAGCUAAUGUCGCAGGUAGAAUCGCUCAGCGCCAGGAACGCAGACUCCGGCGCGAAGAUUGAUCAGUUGAAGAAGGACAUCGGGAAGAAGGGGGAGGCGCUCAAGGCGCUCGUGGCUAUUCGCGAGAAGGAGCACGCGGAGUUCGACAAGGGCGAGGUCGAGCUCGCGCAGUCGGUGCAGAUCCUCAAGGCCGCCAUCGCCGUGCUGAGCAAGCGCCAGGCGGGCCUCCUCCAGGUCUCGCCGGCCGUGGAGGCCAGCAUCAGCAGCGGUCUCCGCUGGGUGGCGCUCCGACGCGCCGAGCUCGACGACGCGCGCCGCGGCGCUCCGGGCAGCGGGAAGGCCUCCAGGACGGAGGCGGCGCUCUUGGCCACGGCGGCCGGGUCGGGAGCUGCCUCCACCGACCAGGUCGUCGCGCUCGAGGCGCUGCGGGCGCCCGGGAGCGGCAGCGCGCCGCUGCCUGUGGAGUACGCGCUGCGGGUGCUGUCGUCGGCGGCGUCGGGCGCGCCGUCGUCGCUGCUGCAGCAGGCCCGCCCUGGGGCAGUCGCCUUCGAUGGCGGACAGGUUUCCGUUAUGACGUGUUUCGCCCGCCGUGAGGAGUUCCAGCUGGACAUGAGCGAGGCACAGAAGGCCGAGCUCAAGGCGCGGGAAGAGUUCGAGGCGUUGAAGGCAGCCUCCGAGGACGAGCUCGCCGCCCACAAGGCCACGCUCGACGAUCUGGAGGCGGAGCUCAGCACCAACGUCAAGGGCCUGUCUGACGCGAAGGAGGACCUCGGGCUCACAAGACAGCAGCGGUCCGAGGACGUCGAGUUCCUGAGGAACCUGAAGCUGCAGUGCCAGGACCUCGACCACGAGUACGAGCAGCGGAGCAGGGCCCGCGGUGAGGAGAUCCAGGCCGUCGCCGAUGCCAUCGCCAUCCUCGCGGAGGACGGCAGCCGCGAGCUGCUGCUGCGCAAGUUCGGCACGGGCGGCGCCUCGCUGCUGCAGAGGCGGCGCGCGGGCGGCGCGGCCGCGCGGGCGCGACGCGGCCGCGCGGCCGCGGUGCUGCUGCGGGCCGCGAGGCAGGCGCGGCGGUCGCCCGCAGCGUACCAGGUGUGGCGCAGCUCCGAGGAGAAGCCGCACGACCAGCUCGCCGCCGUGGCGGUGCAGGUCCAGCUCGACGCGUUCGCGCAGGUGAAGAAGGCGAUCGACGACAUGGUGGCCUCCCUGAAGACGGAGCAGUCCCAGGAGGUCAAGAAGAAGGCUUACUGCACGGCCGAGCUGGGCGAGAACGAGAAGCAGACCUACAAGACGGGGCGUCUGGCCGAGGACCUGAAGGACAAGGUCGCCGAGCUCGCAGACACCAUCCAGAAGCUUGAGGACGGCAUCGCCGCCGCCCAGGCCGAGAUUGCCAGACUUGCCGUCGAGGUGAAGAAGGCCAGCGAGGCUCGGCAGAAGGAGAACCUCGAGUUCCAGAGCGAGGUCACGGACCAGCGUGCCGUUCAGACCAUCCUGAGGAAGGUCAUCGACCGCCUCACGCAGGUCUUCAAGAAGCGGGAGGGAGUCGCGGCGCUGCAGGACGCGCAGACGCCGCCGGCUCAGUUCCAGCCCUACAAGCAGCACCAGGGAGGCUCCAAGGUGGUGGCCCUGAUAUCAACGAUCGUGGAGGACUCGGCGGCAGUGGAGAAGGAGAGGCGAUGGCGUCCGAGCAGGCGGCGCAGAAGGCCUAUGAGUCGUUCGUGAACGACUCCACGGCCUCCACCAAGAGUCUGAGGCAAUCGCGUCCAAGACCAAGACAAGGGCCGCCGCGGCGGAGGAGAAGGCCGACGUGGCCUCGCGGCUCGCGAGCGCGCGGGGGGUGCUCGAGGAUCUGGCCCAGCAGCUGGCCGACCUCCGCGCGGAGUGCGACUUCCUGCUGCAGAACUUCGACGUCCGGCAGGACUCGGACGCCAGGCUGAAGGAGAUCGAGGCGCUGGGGCAGGCGAAGGGAUACCUGUCGGGCAUGGUGGACGACGACCCGCUGGAAUGAGCGGGGCAGCUCGGUGCCAGUGGGCGCGUCAAGCAAGGAGCUGGCCUACCAACUGGUGUUAAGUCGGGCCUGUCCCUCUACAGAAGGAAUGCUCAA
Messenger RNA from Prorocentrum cordatum, 2614 nucleotides. The record is from the annotation of a GenBank genome assembly. NCBI's taxonomy places the organism in Eukaryota, Dinophyceae, Prorocentrales, Prorocentraceae.